GUUUGCCAGGUCUAGGGUCAUGACUUCAGGCUGCUUCCAUUUGGUGCAGGAAGGCGAGUUUGCCCUGGUGCACAGCUGGGUCUCAAUCUGGUGACCUCCAUGCUGGGUCACCUCCUGCAUCAUUUUUGUUGGAAGCCGAUAGAUGGGGUGAAACCAGAAGAUAUCGACAUGUUUGAGAAUCCCGGAUUGGUGGCUUACAUGCGGACACCGUUAGAAGCCGUGGCCACGCCUAGGCUGCCUUCACAUUUGUACAAACGCAUCGCCGUGGACAUAUAGAAGACUAGAAGUUUACACAUUUUGCUGAGUUUCUCUGCUUUCUACUGGACCACAUUUCUUUCCUUCUUGAUCAGUAAUCUUUUGAUUAAGGGAACCAAAUAAAAAACGCCCCAUGUGAAUGAUCUUAAUCAUUGUUUUUAUUUGCUACUUAAUUGAUAUGAGUUUAAAAAUAUCAUAUUUUUCGUUGUUAUUUGCAUUGGCUAUGAGCAUUACUUCAUUUACAGAGAGAGGAAGUAAAGGAUAGUAACAAUU
Molecule: messenger RNA, 528 nt
Organism: Rubroshorea leprosula
Lineage: Eukaryota; Viridiplantae; Streptophyta; Magnoliopsida; Malvales; Dipterocarpaceae
Source: the annotation of a GenBank genome assembly